AUGAAAAACGGGACAAAAGAUUUAGAAAAUCAUGUUGACAGGAAAACUAACAGUAAAUAUGAUAAAGACUUAGACUCAGAGAUCAUUUUUGAGUUUGGUGGACCAUGGGGAGUAACUGCUAUGAUGUUUGGGUUUCCUACUCUCAUGUUCUACAUGUGGGGUUGCCUUCAAUUCCACAGUGGACAACUAGUAUCUCCUCUCAAUUUUGAACUUUGGAAACAGAUAGGAGAGGCAUAUAUUGCUCCUGGGCCAAUUGUUAAAGGUUUGCCCGUUCCUUCUUUGGAGGGGAAGCAAUUGGAUUAUUUAUGUAAUGGCUUUUUCUCUUUGUACGCAACAAUCGCAACCUCUUUUGCAUUACAUUAUUAUGGAUGGUUUCGACUUACAGACAUAAUUGACAACUUUGGUCCAAUAAUGACCAUUGCCAUUAUUUCUGGUUUUACUAUUACCGUGCUGGUAUACGCUAUUACUGUGAUGCAAGGAAAACAACAUCGUAUGUCUGGUUAUUUGAUGUAUGACCUCUUUAUGGGUGCAGCGUUAAACCCACGUAUUGGAAGAGUUGAUUUAAAAAUUUUUGCAGAAAUUCGCAUUCCUUGGGUUAUCUUGUUUUACAUUUCUGUUUCGGCUGCAAUCAAAGAAUAUGAAUUAUUUGGAUAUACAUCUCCGGCAAUGGCUUUUAUGGUCCUUGCUCAUUUUUUAUAUGUGAACGCGUGCGCCAAAGGUGAAGAAUGUAUUCCAACCACUUGGGAUAUGUUUUAUGAAAAGUUCGGUUUUAUGCUGAUUUUUUGGAAUUUUGCCGGAGUGCCUUUCACCUAUAGCUACGCGACAAUCUUCCUUCAUAACUAUAGCAUUGAACAUGGAGGGCCCAUACAACAUUUAAAAUAUUGGACCUACCUCUGUUAUGGCCUAUUACUAUUCGGAUAUUAUAUUUGGGAUACUGCUAACUCGCAAAAAAACAAAUUCAGAAUGGCCAAUAAUGGUGUUCACAUUAAAAGAUAUACUUUUCCACAAUUGCCAUGGGGCGUAUUAAAAAAUCCAUCAUAUAUUAAAACAAGUCAUGGUAAUUUGAUAUUAACAGGAGGAUGGUGGGGUAUUGCACGGAAAAUUCAUUAUACUGCAGAUUUAAUGAUGGCAUUUUCAUGGGGAUUUAUUACAGGUUUUAAUUCACCAAUCCCAUAUUUUUAUCCACUAUUUUUUGUUGUAGUGCUUGUACACAGAGUAAGUAGAGAUAUGGAGAGAUGCGCAAAAAAAUAUGGAAAAGAUUGGGAAGAAUACUGUAAAAAAGUUCCAUAUAUUUUUAUUCCUGGAGUUAUUUGA
Molecule: messenger RNA, 1314 nt
Organism: Acaulospora morrowiae
Lineage: Eukaryota; Fungi; Glomeromycota; Glomeromycetes; Diversisporales; Acaulosporaceae
Source: the annotation of a GenBank genome assembly